AUGAGCACAAGCACAGAGUCCACGACGUACGUCACAUGCUUCGGAAACGUCCUGUACCUGGCUGCAUGCAGAACAGAAGUAAAGAAGCACGAAGUACUUUGCCAUGUAGUGCAGGAGUGGGGACAACUUGUAGUGAUGGGCGGCGGAAGCCCAAUCGCGUGCCCCUAUGAUGCGAUGCCCUCUUCCGGCUUCAUGAUCAGAGCGUGGAUGGCAGCUCAGUGUGCCACCGAGGACGGCUCCAGCCAUUUCGUUGAAGAUUCUGCCGCCUACUGCAGUCUGCCUUUAGACGUGAACAACGCAGCCAGCUUGCUGCUUGAAGAUGGCGCGGCCGUGUCAGCUGAUGCGUUGACCGUGCGCGCGCAGAAUGAGCUGCUGACCUGGCCUCCUCCACCGGAGGCUAGGUCUCUUCUGCGCGUGGUGCAUGUGCUCGAGGCCAAAGAAUGUGACGUGGUGCGUAUUUCAUAUCGUCAUGGAGAUCUGGAAGCUGCUGCGACUGUAAUGGCAGAACAGCUCAUCAUGGCGGAAGACCCUUCGGGAGAGCCAGAGGAGACCAAGGCGGUAGACUUGAGAUCUGGUCAGCAAUUGCACAGUUUCACAUCCCCGCUCACAGUUACAAGCGCGAAAACGGAAAGAGCGAAAACCCGCGUAGUGGUAGCCGCUGUGAACGGCCGCUAUUUUAUGGGAGAUCCGGUGGCCGAAGCACCGCUCGAUCGCGAGCACGCCGGGCCUGCGAUGCACGCCUUGGCAGUGACGCAUCUUCAGCAGCUCUUUUCCGCGUCGCGGGACGAGUGCUCAGAGUCGGCUGCAGCAGGCGGCAACAGCGAGUGCUGGGAUGGCUACUUCACCUUCCAGUACUGCUGCCUGGCGCCUUCCCUGGACGAAGAGAUCCUGGAGCUGAAGGGGAGGGCGCCUGCCCAAGAGGCUUUCGGCUUCUUCGAUGCCUAUCUUCCGGGCAAGGACUGCUGGCAACCGCCCUUGGUUACCUUCGACAACUGCUGCCACCUGUCCGCAGGAGUCGAGGGCCGAGCUGCAUGUUGGGAUGCGUGGCGUCAUUUCGACCGCUGCUGCUUCCAAGGUGCAGCGGCUCCCAGCGACCCAGCUGAUGAAGAGACGGGGGCGCUGAGGCAGAGGCCUCCAGACGAGAGCCCCUCGGAGCAGGUGACCUCGCCACCCGUCGGGCGGCAUUGUUGGACGAAUGGCUUUAGCUACACAGCCUGCUGCCGCAAUCCUCACACCAACAGCGAGGACACCUCUGACCAGCAAAGACGAGCUUCCUGCUGGGACGGCUUCCACACCGAAGAGCGGUGCUGCUUGGGCGUCGUGGAGCCCCCCCAGAGUUGGGUGGCCGCCGAGCGGCUUUCACCCGUCGCGGAGUGCUUGGCAGCCAUGUCCGAGAGGCCGUUGAAUCUUUCGGACUCCCCAGCCAGCUGUGGAACACGGUACUUUCACGUGGCCACCCUGGGACAGCUGCGGCUGCGGAUGGACUACGUGGCUUCAGGGCUGCCGUGGUUUCUGCUGCCCAGCAGGUCCUCACCCGGAUGGGCCGACUACGUGGCGCGGUUUGGACCCACAGGCGUGCACAACCACUGGGUCGUGGGUGGACUUUGCCUGCCCGUGGCCUGUGACCUGCGCACCGCGGCUGAGCACCUGGUACCGCUAGUGGCCCCAUGGUGGCCUCUGCCGGCACCGAGGUUGGCGCCCUUGAACGAGACGCACGUCUGGGUGCCACCGGCGCUGGCCGUAGCCCAUGAGCUGUUUGAAAGCCACGGCUACAUACCGAUGUGGGUAUCGAAGCGCUCAUGCCCGGACACAUCCUCCGAGCUGCCCUUCUGCAGCCACUCCUGGCAGUUUGCGGUGCAAGAGUACCAUCGCCGCCUCCGUGCCGACCCGACGGCCACGGCCUUUGUGGUGGCCUUGCUCACUGCCAGCCUCUGUUUCUACAGAGGGUCCUCCCUCCGGGGCCAUGUGGUCGCCCUCGGCAAGCCCAGGGGAUCUCUUCGAGUAGACGUGCUCCGGAUUGUUCUGACCGCCGCCGUGAUUUGGGUGCACACUUUCUCGCAGGGGAGCUGGCUGCCAGUUGAGAAGCAGAGUGUCGGGUACUGGCUGGGCCACUCCGCAGAUGCCAUGCUGAAGGUGAACACGGCCUUCCUGGUGCUUUCCAUCCACCUCAGGGGCCAGCAGACCCGGAGGUGCCAGGGGACGUUCGGAGCAAUCCUCCACGCCCUGCGGCGCUGGCUCCGCAUUGGUCCGCUGCUAUCUUUCUGGACCCUCGUCUACCUGGAGGUCUUCGUCCGGUGCAUUCCGAUGAACAACACCAUGAAGAGCAGCGGCUUGCACAGCUGGUUCUCGGAGAAGCGCGAGGAGUGCUCCGAACCGCGGCACUUCGCUCUCACAGCUCUCAUGGUUCAUGAGCCCGUGACAGGCCGCACCUCACCCUGCCACAAUGCAGACAUCUUCGAGGUGUUGUUUCUGCUGGACAUCCUCGCGUUUAUGAUCUCGCAGGUGGACGAGAGCACUUGCUGGCUGCUGCUCCCUGCCUCGUUGCUUUGGCGUUCCUGGCAAGUGCUGGGUGAGGGGGAGGCACGCUGGGCGCUGGCCUACCGCCACCGCUUCGCCAUGCUCCUGCCGGUGGCGCUGCUCACACUUGGCUUCCGCAAGCUGCCAGGGGUGGCUGUGAGAGGACCCGCUCCACGCUGGCUUCUGGACUUGGUUGGGCUGCUCCUCAUUACCAGCUCCUGCAUGCAGGACGCUUUGAACUUUGGCACUGCUGACUGGCCCCCACUGUUCGCGGACUUGGCCAGCCGCUUACGCCUCCUCAAGCCCUUCCAGCAGACGGCCGCCUUUCAUGUCUCCGAGCUGAGCUUUGUCCUUGGCUUCCUUGUCCUCUUGGGCGAGCCGUACUCGCUCGAGAACCGGCGCGGCCCGGAGUGCCCAUGGUCCUGGGUCUCUUUCAUGGCUCGAUUGAGUCUUGGGAUGAACUUCUCCAACCUCUUCGUGUUCCACUUUCUGGCGGGGUUCUACAUGGAGGAGCCGCAAACUCUCUCCGGCACCUCGGCCCUCCUCUUCUUCGCCGCCGUGUACGCCGUCGCGGCGCUGUUGGCAUUCUUGGGCCUCGUUGCCGUCGAGGUCCCUGCGCUGACGCUCCUGAGUGGGGCCGACCCGCGCGUCAAGGACAACUAUCACCAUGGCUUCCAGCAUGCUGUCGAUCGCUUCUCAGGAGCAAAGGAAACCGAAAGAAAAAUGCUUCUACUGCUGCUGCUACCUCUCAUAACAGCAGGAAACAGCCAGUGA
Symbiodinium natans is the source of this 3291-nucleotide messenger RNA. The record is from the annotation of a GenBank genome assembly. NCBI's taxonomy places the organism in Eukaryota, Dinophyceae, Suessiales, Symbiodiniaceae.